ACGAGAGGUGAGCACAGUACAGUAGGUGUUACAACUACAGGUUCUUGUAAAACUUUGGAAAAUUGCGGUUAUACAAACCCUGGUGACGAGUACCCUCGCAAUGUCGUCGAGCUUUUUUUCUACCAUUUCGGCUGUCCUGGAGCUCUGAUGCGGUAUUCCCGGAAUGAACAGUACGGGAUUCGCGCAUACGCCAGAAUGGCGCAAAAACGUCGUUCCCAAUACAGCGACAAAAAUUUCGCGGUACAUACAGCCACUGCUUUUUCCUCUCCGUCUCCCGUGGAGCCUACAUCACACCCUCAGGAGCAAGUAGGAGAGGUCUUCGAUAGCUAUAAUCCUAAUCCUUGGGGCUUGCCCCCGUGGGGAGGAUUUGAAAUCUCGGGAGGAAAUUUUCGGAAAACCGACGGUGACAAAGCGUUGGACCUAUUGGAAGAUAUAAAUAUUACCUUAAAGCUCUAUAUUGAACACCGCUGCUCGGAGAAUGCCAUAUUAAAGUAACAUGAUGACUCAUAACUUUUCGUUGUAAUUAAUACAAUCUUCAAUCUUACUAAUCAGAUUCAGAUCAAUCAGAUGUGCUUUAUAUAAAGUAACACCGCUCGUCCUCUCCCUCCCUUGGAGGUCACAUUUAUAUUUGAAGUAGGGGGC
Amoebophrya sp. A25 is the source of this 642-nucleotide messenger RNA. Lineage: Eukaryota; Dinophyceae; Syndiniales; Amoebophryaceae. The record is from the annotation of a GenBank genome assembly.